Messenger RNA from Nicotiana tabacum (common tobacco), 1370 nucleotides. RefSeq names its product putative receptor-like protein kinase At1g49730. Gene Ontology annotation, cellular component: plasma membrane. Lineage: Eukaryota; Viridiplantae; Streptophyta; Magnoliopsida; Solanales; Solanaceae. The record is from RefSeq and is a predicted model, not a curated record. Gene Ontology annotation, biological process: protein phosphorylation. Gene Ontology annotation, molecular function: protein kinase activity; ATP binding.
GAUUUUUAAAGUCAGAAGCAACAAUGGGUCAUAAUCAGUUAACUGACCCACUUUCCACUCCUACUAGUAUUAUUAAAAGCUCCUUCUUUUUCUUGUCCUUCUUCUGCAGUAUCUGUCAAUGGAAGCUUUGAUCUUCAAGAUCAGGCUUCUUAUUCUUGCUUUGGUUCAUUUCAGAUCUCAUUCAGGUCCAAUAUCCUUGGUGAAACAUUUUUCUUAUAAAGACAUAAAGAAAGCAACUGAUUGUUUUAGGAGAGUUGUUUAUAUCUCUUCCAAAAGAGUUGCUUACAGAGCCAAAUUUCGAAAUGGCCGUGCUGCAAUAGUGAAAGAAGUCCGAGCUGCUGAAGAUCAGGAUGAUACUGCCUUCUACAGGGAGGUACAGAUACUCGGUCGCUUGCAUCAUCGACAUGUUGCUGCACUUAAUGGAUUCUCUAGUGGCCCUAAGAGGUUUUUAGUGUUUGAAGAUAUGGAAAAAGGAAGUCUGAAGGAACACCUCUCUGAUCCUCUGAAGACUCCAUUGAACUGGAGAAUAAGGUUGCAGAUAGCCGUUGGCAUUGCUGCUGCUGUGGAAUAUCUCCAUUUCUUUUGUGAUCCGCCUAUGUACCAUGUUUCAAUCAGUUCAAGUACCAUCAUGCUGGACGAGAACUUUACAGCUAAACUCUGUGAUGUUAGCCUUCUUUCUUCUGAGAGCAACAUUCCACCACCGAAAUCUAAAUGCUCGAAAGAAUGUAGAGAUGAGAUCUGCAAACAUACAAUCUACCAGCUUGGUUUAUUGAUUCUUGAGUUAGUCACGGGUCAAUCCUCAGAGGACGGAGGCGUUGACUUAGUUCAGUGGGUCCAAGAUUCUCGUCUCCGGAGAAGGUCCAUUCACCAGAUGAUAGAUCCGGAUCUAGGAGACAGCUAUGAUUUCAGAGAGCUCAAAGCUCUUUUGGCAGUUGCAAAGAUGUGUGUCCAAUCCAUUCAUAAGCCAACAAUAAAAACACCUCAAAUUUUGUGGUUUCUACAAAAGAAACUGGGCAUCAGCCAAGGAGUUCCCCAAUGACUGGAUAUUUACUGUGAUUACCAAUACUAAUAAGAGAUUGGAUUACAUUGGUCUCCUGCCUCAAGUAGCUGAAAAACUUGGACGAAUCCCCUCAUUUUUAUUUCUCAAUUUGUUAAAAUUAGCAUUGUAGAUCAUUGCUUCUGUAAGUACACUACACACUAGAUUUUUUCUGUAAUUAGUCUUGGGGAUUAUCUAGAAUUCAUUAGUCCCAUAAGCACUCUUUAGCCACCUUCAGUUGCACGUAAGUCUAUUUUGUCAGUUUGUAGAAGCAGAAACAAGACACAUUGUGCAUACCUUGUGCAAAAUCAGAUGUGAGUUUAUUUCUUUUUCC